CCCCCGGCGGCCCCGGCUCUGUACGCCUGCACCAAGUGCAACCAGCGCUACCCCUUCGAGGAGCUCUCCCAGGGCCAGCAGCUCUGCAAGGAAUGUCGAAUUGCCCAUCCUAUUGUAAAAUGUACUUACUGCCGAUCAGAAUUCCAGCAAGAGAGCAAAACUAACACAAUAUGCAAGAAAUGUGCCCAAAACGUGAAGCAGUUUGGAACGCCCAAGCCUUGUCAGUACUGUAAUAUUAUUGCAGCAUUUAUUGGCACAAAAUGCCAACGUUGCACAAAUUCAGAAAAGAAAUACGGACCACCUCAGACAUGUGAACAGUGCAAGCAGCAAUGUGCUUUUGAUCGCAAAGAGGAGGGAAGAAGGAAGGUUGAUGGGAAGUUGUUGUGUUGGCUUUGCACAUUGUCCUACAAGAGAGUACUGCAGAAAACAAAGGAACAGAGGAAGAGUUUAGGAUCUUCACAUUCUAAUUCAUCAUCCUCAUCUCUUGCUGAGAAAGACCAGCAUCAUUCAAAACAUCAUCACCAUCAUCAUCAUCACCGUCACAGCAGCAGCCAUCACAAAAUCAGCAAUCUGAGUCCAGAACAAGAUCAGGGACUGUGGAAACAGAGCCAUAAAUCUUCUGCAGCUAUUCAGAAUGAAACUCCAAAGAAAAAACCCAAGCUGGAAUCCAAGCCAUCCAAUGGAGAUAGUAGCUCUAUAAAUCAGUCAACAGACAGUGGGGGAACUGACAACUUCGUCCUCAUAAGUCAAUUGAAAGAAGAAGUGAUGUCUCUCAAACGACUUUUGCAGCAAAGAGAUCAGACUAUCUUAGAAAAAGAUAAAAAGUUGACAGAGUUGAAGGCAGACUUUCAGUACCAGGAGUCUAAUUUAAGGACGAAAAUGAACAGUAUGGAAAAAGCUCACAAGGAAACAGUGGAGCAACUGCAGGCCAAAAACCGAGAACUACUCAAACAGGUUGCAGCAUUGUCAAAGGGUAAAAAGUUUGAUAAAAGUGGAAGUAUACUAACAUCUCCAUGAGGAAUUGGCUACUUACAUGAGGAUUACUACUCAAUGUACAUUUGAGUAAUUCUGUGAAGCCCUUAAAAUCCUGUGUAGUGGCAAAAUAUUUUUGCGCACAAGAUUACUCGGCAUGUUUCCUACACAUUUUUAUAACUAAUAUGCAGCUUUUUAGUUAAACUGUUCAGAUAAAGUACUUCAACUGGCUUGAAGAAAUUUUAUUAUUAUUUUUUUUUAUAUUGGGAACUUUUUUGCCAGCAAUAGUAUUAAACCAAUUGCAGAGGGAUAAUACCGCAAUGCUCUCUUUAAAACACAUCAUGCAAUAACAAAAUAGGUGUACUUUCUCCAGAGUUCAAAGUAGCAACUCAGUCCCUUAAACAAUGCUAACUUUGGCCAAAAGUUCAGUUUCAAGUUUAUAAAUCCUCAAGUACAACACUUUUGGAGUAAGAAUAUGGACACUGGGUUCUGGCAACUGUUCUUCUGCUUUAUAUUAAAAUAUAGUACAUUUAGGAUGGAAAUCAUGGUGCUCUUAAACUCAAAAGAUGUAUACAUGUGUAAAUAUAAUUGUAAGUUUAUUCUUAGUGAUAACAAGUGCGUAACUAGUGUUUUACAUUCUUGUGAUAGGAAUUUAUUGAAAGAUUAUCUAUUGUACAGUAUCAGAGGCAAAUUGUGGUUUUUGUAAGAUUACUGUAGAUUUUUUUCUUGCAAGUGCCUUUCUCCAACUGUUUAUUUAUAGGAAUGUUGGUAUUUUGUACAUAAUGUUUUAAAAUUAUGUUUGAUAAAUGUUUGUGUAUAUAAAUGUGUGUACAGAAGAAUCAAAAACAAAGAUCAAAGUUGCUAGUGCAGUGCUUGAAGCAGAAUUGAGAACUGGCUAGUUGAUGGACAAUGUGUAUUGACUUUUAACCUUAUUAGAUUGCAUUUGUGGGGUUUGUUGGGUCUGGUUAGUGCUUAUUAUGCCAAACAAUUCCCAAAUAAACAAUUUGUAUGUUUUGCCACACUAGACUAUAAUGUUUUAUGUAUUUUUUCCUCUAGUCCAGUGCUAACUUUUUUUAAUUUCAUAGCAAGCAUUGUAUUCCCAAUGUUAUAUCUUGAAUUAGCAGUAUAGUUAAUACUCACGACUUUUUUAAACUUGAAUAUUCAGUUUGUCUUGGUUUUAAAUGUACUUAGUUGCAACUUAUGAUCGGUUUUUAAAAAUUAACUAGAUUGACACGUACUUAGUUUAGUGAAAAUACACAUUGAGAAAAAACAGUAGGCAAAACUGGUUAGUAUGUUAAUAAAGGGAAUGGAUAUGAUGUCCAAUGAAAGCUGAUUGUUAAAUCCCUCAAAUGGAAUCUUCUGCUUUUACAUUCAGUUAAGUUUAGUUUUAGCUCUGCUCCUAAUGGAUAUUAGUACAAGUGUCUUAGUAAGAUGAAACAAUUUUGCAUAACUGGAGGUAUACUGUUGAGGAAAGCCAGUUCCAAACCAGCAUAACUUGGAAUAGUUUUCUGUCAGCUGGUAGCUCUAGUUCAGAUGUGGAUGUUGAUUUAGUAACUUGGGAACUGCUUGCACUUCAGUUAGCUUAUUGUCUGUUAGAUCUUGCUGUUUGGAGGACUAGUCCUCUAGCUAUCUGUCUAUCCAGGUGCUACUGAACUGUGAAUAACUUCAGUAGUUUAGAUAAGACUAAGUCUAAUGAAUAAUUAUAAUUUGGAAAAAUCAAGCCUGUUUAUUUCAUACAGUGAAGAUUCCAUUUUUUUUACAUGAAAAUCAAUUUGUAAGAUUUUAAAAACUUGUUUAAACUUACUAAUACAGCUAGGAUACAAAAUGCUGCUGCUAUCCUAUUGGGAUGUUAGUGUAUUGAGAGGGUUUUUUUUUAAAUAGAAAUAAUUUUUCUGACUUUCAUUAUUUCAAAAUAUUUUGAUACUGUGGGUUUUUUUCCUCCACCUUACUGGCCACCAGCAUGUAGUGCGUGUGAUUUUUUAAAAACAGAUUCAGAGAACCAUGCACAUCUAAUUGAUAAAUCAUCCCAUUAAGUGAUUCUUAUUCAAACCUACUGGAGCUGCAAUAAAAGUUGUCUUUUUUUUUUUUUAAAGGAGAUAUUGAAGUUCACUAUUGAUAAAUACUUGAGCUUUAUAGAUCCCAGUACUAAAAACAUUUAGGGGCUUCACAGUAUUUAGUUCUAAUUAAAUAUUUGAUCUCUUUAUUCUGUAACCUAACUUUGAACUUUAAAAAUGUAAACUAGCAAAUUGAAUCCCAGUCCUGAUGAAUGCUAUCCUGGAGCUGUCAAGUAUUGACACAAUGAACUGAUCUUUAAAUGUUGAUCUGCAAGGUGAUAUGAUGUACUGUAAUGUGCUUUUUAGCUUAUUUUCAGUUGUCUGUUAGCAUUGACACAUGAUUGCCAUUUUGGCUCAAGUUAUUUAUGUAUUUUAAGUGAAUAUUGCAGUCCCCUUCUUAGAUAGUAUGUGCAUUCUGCAGUGAAGCUAUUCAGCUAUCCACAUGUAUAGACUAUUGAAAUACUGUAUUGACACACAUCUGACUGACAUUUUGUACCUUUUUCUAAAUCCAAUAUUUCACAAUAAAAGCUUGUCAAAACA
Pelodiscus sinensis (Chinese soft-shelled turtle) is the source of this 3566-nucleotide messenger RNA. Lineage: Eukaryota; Metazoa; Chordata; Testudines; Trionychidae. The record is from RefSeq and is a predicted model, not a curated record.